Messenger RNA from Suillus subaureus, 1560 nucleotides. RefSeq lists its product as uncharacterized. The transcript has 6 exons. The record is from RefSeq and is a predicted model, not a curated record. Lineage: Eukaryota; Fungi; Basidiomycota; Agaricomycetes; Boletales; Suillaceae. The coding region runs from base 1 to 1560 and encodes 519 amino acids.
AUGCCUUCUCUAUCCGACCAGAUCGACCAUCUGACUUCCCUCUCGAAAUCCAUUAAAGCCAGUGCUGAUGGCUUCCCGACAUCAGAUGGGCUUUUCACAACAGCUGUCCUUAACACUGCUCUAGGUGAUCUGAUUCGUGACAUCGACUCAUCCGAACUCGGGCUCUUCACACUAGUACACCCACCGUCUCAUGUACCAACUGAGUCUGAAGCGAGGGGUGUGAUAUCCCGUGUAGAAUUUCCUGGCGCUACGCCUCUGAAAAAACCACCUUCUCGAAGGCAGGAGAUGACACAACCGAGAGAGUAUGAGCCAGAAGUAUAUGCACAGGCUGCGUUAAAGUACUUGGAUCGGUAUCACUCAAUUCGCCCAAUGCCUCGUGCGCGAUCCCAGGUCCAGGGACUUAUAAACAGGCUGGAUGAGACACGACGGAAUAUCAGAGGUCUUAGUGAAACAUUACAGCAGUUAACAAGUAGUAAUCCGGCAUCAAGCCCCAGCUCGCAGGAGUCCACUGCAGCGGACGAGGAACGACGCAUACAAGAUCUCCAGGCUCGUCUUACCGAACUGCGUAAACAGAAAGAUGACAUCCUUCGCACCUCUAAUCCUGCUCCCAAGUCCAAGCCCGCUCCGAGACUGGCCAAGGCUCCUUCGCCUCUGACUGUACCUGAGGCCCAGGAAGAGAUGUUCUGGAACACGCCUGCCGCAUCUGCGCGGACGCUUCGCUUCACUGAAAAACUAAUGGAUGAGGAAGUAGACAUCAAUGACGUGUCAAUUAUGUCCUUUACGAGCCCGGUUCCUCGGCCUCGGUCUGUAUUAUCAUCGCUAGGUCUUCCUGUGGACGAUGAUUCCCUAGAUAACGGAGAACACGAUAGUGGUCAAGGCAAUUCUGUGAUGCCUGAUCCAUUAGGCAAACCUGAGGAAGAUCCUCCAGGCAGUGAGCUGGAGGUGGAUGGUGGAGACGGAGAACAAACCGUGGUUCUCAAGAAGCUGCCCUCAUCGUUACCACCGAAUCCUACGCCGCCAGAUGGCACUACGCCCCCUGAAACACCGUUGCCUGCAAAUUCAGAGUUGCAGACCCCUGCCGCAGGACCUCCUGAGUCCGCCAGAAAACCAAAAGUACGCUUGAAUGUGGAGAUCGAGAAGAUUGUGGUGAAGAUAUGGAGCACAGUGGGCGAGAUCAUCAUGCCGGGCCAUCCUUUCGAUCCCACGGGGUCAAUAUCAGGCGGAAGCAAACCUCCAAGGGCAAAGGAAACUCUUGCCCAUCUUGAAUCCCUCUCCUCCCAGACACCCUCCUCUGCAUCCCCAACUGCAUCCUCAUUUUCAUCGCUUGCGCCAUCCAUGAUCCCUAGCCAGCCGACCUCGCAACAGAUCGCAACCUGUCAGCUUUUGCUCACUCUACUAAAACAGCCCGGCUUCUCGAUGUCGCUCAAUAAACUUAAGGAAGCGCUAGCGGAAGGUGGUGGUAGCGCGGGUGGCACGCGAACUAUGUAUGCUUGUGUGGCAAAGAAGUUGAUCAAGAUUGAGCGAGGGAGCGGGGAGCAGGUCGUCAAGUUUGACGUUUGA